GAACCACUUGCGUGAAUUGGCCUCCAGAGUAUGUACAUGUUCUACGCUCCCCCACUGGGCUCAAAUGCAACCGCAACGCAAACAGACUCUCGCAAUAUUUGUUUUCCUUUGGAACUGCGAGUGGAUCUCUUCGAUGAGUGUCGAGCCCAGAAAUAUGUUCACGUCGUCGCUCGCUGGUUGGCCGGAGUUGCUGCCACUACGAUGUUGCCUGCCGUUGCACUCGGAGUGCUCACAAAUACGGUGCUGUUAUGUUGCUUGUUGUGUAAAAUACAUCGACCACACGGUCUGGAGGUUUUCGGCUGUUUUAUGGCCUUUAUAGAUGGCGGCUUCCUAAUGUGGACCGGAGCAUACUUCUCCUUACUCUUGUUUGGGCCUCCUUGGUGGGGUGAUCGCUUCGAAUCGCCAAUCACUGGCAGCCACGUGAUGUGCAAGUCAUGUAUGUUUAUCACGGAUUUCCUCUUAAGUGCCAGACUGAACCUGCCUAUGUGUGCGGUGCUGCACGAGUUGAGGUGUGUGGACAGCGAACCAAAUCGCAAGUAUCCUAAAUUGUAUGCGUUCGCUAAGUGCGCUUUCGCAUUGGGAUUAAGUGUGAUAAUCGCAGGACCGGGAGGAAUUAUAUAUGGUGUGUGGGAACAGUCUAACAUUUACAUAUGCCACAUGGAUCCACAAUGGGGCUUGGUAUAUCACAAAUUCUAUCGCCUUCAUUCCCUUCUGUUUAGCUGUGGUUUCAUUCAAACUCUAUGUUCUCUGGCGCUAUUACACAUGCUAUGGUACCGCAUGAAAUAUGUUCGUCAUACGAAGAAAUUGCUGCGCACCGUUCCAGCCGGCGUUGAUCCGAUCAGUCUGAUCAUAUUUGGUCUGGAUUACAAGGUGUCUGAUUCAUUAAGAAACUAUCGCAUUCUCUUCUCUCAGACUAUCAUCGUCGUCGGGUGUCGGAUUCUACUGUGUGUCACUCGAAUAGUGCUUAGCUUUUUUACUCCCCUAGAAGCAGAUGCUAGUCGCAUAGACAGCGCAGCUAUGGAAGUCAUCUGGAAUUCUAGUCAGUUUUUCGAAAUUGUAACUGCUUGUUUUCCAUUUGUUAUGUGGUACACCAACUUGCCUGAAAUGCAGUGGAGACAGCUCAAAUGUUGUAAGCCGUAUAGGGGGCCGCGCAGUGUAAGAGAAGUCAGGGGCACGGACUACUCCCAGUUUUCUCUUUUCACGACUGAAGACGCAGCCACAUACGAGGCGACAUGUAUCAAGGUGAUGCAAACGUUGAAACGUCAUGAAAAUGAGCUAAUCAAAGUGCACUCUCAAUGAUAUUCUUGGUUAGAAAGGCACAUUUUGCUGAAACGUGUUCCUCAGCCUCCUUGAAUGCCAUAUACUUGGAAGGGAAUAAGUGUGACCAAGGCGAAUAUGGAACUAUCUUACCGCAUGUAGCGCCCAAAUAAUCAAGAAAUGAAGAAUAAAACACGCUUAACCGAAAUGCCUUCAGUUCAAGUCCCGUUCUCCGGACAGGGCUCCUAAACAUAGUUUACUUGAACUAUUCCGUUGCUGUCAAACACAUAGUAUUGGAACACGGUCGACCAUGUGUUCAUGAAACUGUUCCAAUGUCAAUGCGACAGCAUUUAUCCAAGGGUCUAGCAACUGCAAUAUUCCAUUAAAAAUGAUAUUUUUGACGUCGGACGAAGACGGCGAAACCAGCGGAGACCUGCGGAGACAUGGCUCAGUGAGUGCACUUGAUCGGCUGCGCAGUUGCAUUUGAGAACCGAGCAAAUCGAACUCAGCUUUUGAGAAUGUUGUGCUAGUUCAAUCUGGGUUGUUCUUUAUCGAAAGGGCCAAACUCUGAGGGCGCCUCGGAUAGUUGUUCCACACCGAAAGGACCUGCCGCACAGUCACUGGUGAAAGAAUGCGUAUUGCAUGAUCUUCAUUAAAAGAUAUGUCCAGUUCAAAGUAAGCAAGCAGGCAGAUUCAUCGAGGUGGCGAGCCUAUUCCAUCCUCGGUAAAGUUGCUAACGCAUUGACAUCACCGUUGUGUACGAAAAGUCAAAUGCAUGAACAGAAGUAAGAAGAACGUACCGGUAAGCAAACUACUGUGAUCUGAGAAGUGUCUACCUACGUGAGUACAUUAGGGUGUCGCAAGGAGAAGGAUGAACCAAUAGGGAAGCAGAGAAAUACGCACUUAUUUGUGUAAAUCUGAGGUUGUGUAUACGUGUCUGUCUAGAGUAGCCGGCAAGCUUGCUGACCGAAUACACAACACGUCUCCGCUUAAUCAUGGAAUGCAUCUAAACCAUAAUGAUUCAGUGGUUUUGGUUCUCAGUCAUUCCAGCGGAGCUGCAUGGUUUCCGUAGUUUCGUCAGUGAAGUUUGGUGGCACAUUCUCCGUUCCUCUGCUACUUGUUAAUAACCUCAGUGUGUUAACUGUGCGAUCAUUUCCCAGCCGGUAAGUGCCUGGCUCACAUG
This is a messenger RNA of Dicrocoelium dendriticum, 2440 nucleotides long. Lineage: Eukaryota; Metazoa; Platyhelminthes; Trematoda; Plagiorchiida; Dicrocoeliidae. The record is from the annotation of a GenBank genome assembly.